Messenger RNA from Aspergillus homomorphus CBS 101889, 2107 nucleotides. Its product is annotated as metallophosphoesterase family protein. The record is from RefSeq and is a predicted model, not a curated record. Gene Ontology annotation, cellular component: cytosol. Gene Ontology annotation, biological process: nucleotide catabolic process. NCBI's taxonomy places the organism in Eukaryota, Fungi, Ascomycota, Eurotiomycetes, Eurotiales, Aspergillaceae. Gene Ontology annotation, molecular function: hydrolase activity. The transcript has 2 exons. Bases 96 to 1991 code for a protein of 631 amino acids.
CGGAGUACUACAGAGUAUCAUAGGAUUUUUCCAGUAGUGCGGGCGCCGAAUCUAUCGGCUUCACUUCCACUCACUUCUACCUGGGACAGAUCAAAAUGCCAUAUAUCCUGUUUGCGGCAGCAGUGCUGCUGCUGUCGCCUUCUCUGUUUACCUCAUCCGUCCGCGCAGCACAACCCUCAGCUCCGGAACCUGUCGCGGCCCCAUUACGCGAUCUGACUUGGGGGCAACUCAACUUUCUUCAUACUACAGAUACUCAUGGCUGGCUGGCCGGUCACCUACAAGAGCCGUCUUAUGCGGCAGACUGGGGGGACUACGUCUCUUUUGCCGCCCGCAUGCGCGAGAAAGCCGAGUCCGAUGGUUCAGAUCUGCUAGUAAUUGAUACAGGGGAUCGAGUCGAGGGUAAUGGUUUAUAUGAUUCUUCGGAGCCCAAGGGCGUCUACCUUUCCGAGAUCUUACGCCACCAACAUAUUGACCUUCUGUCUUCGGGCAACCAUGAGCUGUAUAAAAGGACAACGUCUGCGGCAGAGUUCUUUACUACGAUUCCGAACUUUCGUGGUAAUUACCUAGCAUCAAAUAUCGAUAUUUUACACCCAGUACUCAAUGAAUUCGUUCCUUUGGCCCCUCGCUUCAAGAAGUUUACCACCCAGAAUCAAGGGAUUCGCAUCAUCGCCUUCGGCUUCAUAUUCAACUUCAAGAAUAAUGAUAACAACACUCAUGUUCGAUCUGUGGAGCAGACAAUCAAAGAAGAAUGGUUCCAAGAUGCCAUUAGAGACGAAGAUGUGGAUCUCUUCCUCGUCAUUGGUCAUGCCCCUGUUCGCUCCGAUGAAUACAAUGAUAUAUAUCGGGAGAUACGCGCUAUCCGAUGGGACACACCUAUUCAGUUCUUUGGAGGGCAUUACCACAUUCGAGAUUAUGUGCGGUAUGAUUCUAAAGCCUAUGGGCUAGCGAGUGGCCGAUUCAUGGAGACCAUCGGCUUCAUGUCGAUUGACGGGUUAUCCACUAGCAAACACCACUUUAAGCCCGCCCUCGCAGCGCCUAAAUUUGGUCGGAAGUAUAUCGAUAACAACUUGUUCUCAUUUUAUCACCACACCGGUCUGGACGAGACCACAUUCCCUACAGAACAUGGCCGGAACGUAUCAUUGCUUAUACAACAAUUCAGAAGCGCCCUCAAGCUGGACACAUUACACGGUUGUGCCCCAAGAGAUCUCUGGAUGUCCCGCGUCAAGUACCCCCAUAGGAACAGUAUAUAUACAUGGCUAGAGGAAGAAGUGCUCCCUGCUUCUCUGAAUGAUGAAUCUCGUACUGGAAAGCCGGCACUUGCCAUCGUGAAUACGGGAGCUAUUCGCUUUGAUAUCUUCAAGGGACCAUUCACUCAGGACACCACGUACAUUAUCUCUCCCUUUUCGAGUGGGUUUCGUUACGUCAAGGAUGUGCCUUACGACAGAGCGAAGUUCUUGGUCGAGGUACUCAAUAAACAGCCUCAAAUAAUGACUGCGCAGCGUCAACACAUAGACCUACCGACCUGGUCACUCGCCCCUCCUGAGCAAUCAAAGCCUGCAGAUGAUGCAGCCGCCCCCUUCGUCAAGAGUUCAUAUACUGGUUGGUCCGCUGCAGGUUUGCUUACCGAUCAAGCCUUGCUUUCAGUCAAUGGCUAUGCCAGGCCUGAUCUAGUCCCUGGGUAUACUACCACCGAUGAUGCCGGCACUGAUGGUGAUGAUACUGUCCAUUCCCAUCUUACCUUUUAUCGGGUUCCGAAUUGCAUUCAGUCCCUGGUAACUCCAAACGGGUCUGACGAGCUAGAAACGGUGGACCUGGUCUAUAUUGACUUUAUAGAGCCUUAUGUAGCUCUGGCGGCCAAGUUUGCGGGGCUCGAUGUUGACUUCUCGCAAGAUAGUGACGUCUACAUGCCGUCUACUAAUCUGACAAGCCUAAUCCUGAACUGGGUGAAAACGAAUUGGGCUUGUGACGACGCGUCAUCUGAAUCUGAGUAGUGUUCGUAAGUAGCAUGCAUGGCAACGAGGCCAGACUCUGUAACGCUCUUUUGUUUUCUGAGCCACGAAACCUUAGGUAGUAUAAGCUUCUAUAGAAUGUCCAGAAUCAUGACUGC